This is a messenger RNA of Orbilia oligospora ATCC 24927, 1356 nucleotides long. RefSeq lists its product as uncharacterized. Gene Ontology annotation, molecular function: pyridoxal phosphate binding; identical protein binding; L-ornithine transaminase activity. The transcript has 3 exons. Gene Ontology annotation, cellular component: cytoplasm. Lineage: Eukaryota; Fungi; Ascomycota; Orbiliomycetes; Orbiliales; Orbiliaceae. Bases 1 to 1356 code for a protein of 451 amino acids. The record is from RefSeq and is a predicted model, not a curated record.
AUGCCGCCAGCUGCAACGCAAUCCACCCCGGGCAGUGCACAGCCCUCCUCACAAUCAGGCUCCACAAAGUCCUUCCAUGCCUCGUCCACCAGUCAGGCAAUCGAGUAUGAGGACAAAUAUGCCGCACAUAACUACCACCCGCUACCUAUGGUGUUCUCCCGUGCAAAGGGGUGUAAAGUGUGGGAUCCCGAAGACAAGGAGUACCUUGACUUCCUCAGCGCGUAUUCGGCAGUCAAUCAGGGACAUUGCCAUCCUAAGAUUGUCAACGCUCUAGUCCAGCAAGCCCAGCGACUAACCCUCUCCUCCCGCGCAUUCUACAAUGACGUCUUCCCCCUAUUCGCCAAAUUCGCAACCGAAUACUUCGGUUACGACAUGAUCCUCCCCAUGAACACGGGAGCCGAAGCCGUCGAAACCGGUAUCAAAAUCGCUAGAAAAUGGGGUUACAAGGUCAAGAAAAUCCCAGAGAACGAAGCCAUCGUCCUCGCCGUGACCGAAAACUUCCACGGUCGAACCUUCGGUGCUAUCUCCAUGUCUACCGACCCUGAAUCUCGCGAGAAUUAUGGACCUUAUCUUCCAAACGUAGGACCUACAAUUCCGGGAACGAAUAAACCGCUUAGGUAUAAUAAUAUUGGAGAUUUGGAGGAAGCUUUCAAUACCCAUGGAGAAAAGAUUGCGGCGUUCUUGGUAGAACCUAUUCAAGGUGAAGCCGGUAUUGUCGUUCCGGACGACGAUUAUCUUACAAAGGUGCAUGCACUAUGCAAAAAGCAUAAAGUCCUAUUUAUUGCCGAUGAGAUCCAAACCGGUAUCGCAAGAACAGGAAAACUCCUCUGUGUCGAACACUCAAAUGUCAAACCAGAUCUCGUCCUCCUCGGAAAAGCCAUUUCUGGCGGUGCAUACCCUGUCUCUGCAGUUCUAGCAAACAAGGAAGUCAUGCUCUGCGUUGAACCUGGAACUCACGGUUCCACAUAUGGUGGAAAUCCAUUGGGAUGCGCAGUCGCUAUUGCGGCUUUGGAAGUUGUAAGAGACGAAGGAUUGACUGAGAGAGCUGCUGUUCUUGGUGAGAGGUUCAGACAAGGGUUGAAGGAUCUUAAGAGUCCGAUUAUUAGCACGAUUAGAGGAAAGGGUUUGUUGAAUGCUAUUAUUGUGGAUGAAACUCAGACGAAUGGACGUCGUGCGUGGGAUUUGUGCCUUCUGAUGAAGGAGAAGGGGUUGCUAGCCAAACCAACCCAUGAAAACAUCAUCAGAUUGGCUCCACCACUAGUCAUCACCGAGGAGGAAAUCGAUCAAUCCCUCAAGAUCAUCGGUGAAUCUUUGAAGGAGCUUGCAUCCUACAAAGCCCCAGCGGAAGCUCACUAA